Molecule: messenger RNA, 2085 nt
Organism: Fusarium subglutinans
Lineage: Eukaryota; Fungi; Ascomycota; Sordariomycetes; Hypocreales; Nectriaceae
Product: SET domain protein
Exons: 3
Coding region: 1-2085 (694 amino acids)
Molecular function (GO): protein binding
Source: RefSeq, a predicted model, not a curated record
AUGUUGGGUGACGAAACAUACCAUCUUCCAGAAAUUGUCCAGUUGGAUAUCCUAGAGAAACUGAACACAUCACUCUCAGGGAUUCCAUGGGCCAAGUUCGAUAAUCCGAUACUAUGCUUUGAAGCGUUCAUCCAAGAUAGGAAUGAUCGCGAUCUAGAGGGCGGCACUUUUGAUACCAGCGACCGGCCUCACCAUGUUUUGUCGGAAUAUCAUCAUUCUACCACAGCCUCAAACAACGGUGAAGCCCACCAUCCUUCAGCGGCUCCGAGACCAUCGCGUAAGCGUCGUCAAGGUGGUCUACGCCCUGCCAUGGCCACUGCUCAAAUUGACGAAAGCCUGGAAGUCCCGCGUCAAAUGCAGAUCCGCGCCGGGAAUUUCCCAAAGAGGGUAAAGUUGAAACCAGACGGUGUUUUCCUCCCCCGAGACUCAUCUCUGGGCAAAUUCAUCAUUGGCGUAUGGGAGCAGAUACACUCGGGCCUUGUCCUGGAACCCCAUAUUCUCACCGAGCAGCUUCAGCUCACUGCCGCCCAUACAAGCCCCACGAAUGAACUGUCACCUGAUCUUUCUGUAGCGGGGCUCUCAGAAGGCUCGUUCGAUAUGUUCACGCGAGGAAACAUGUUUUGCCAAAGAGUCACCCAGGCCAGUCGGACAUGUCGCUCCAUCGAAGUCAUCGUCCAAGCGCGGUGGAUCGAGCUUUUCGAUUCUUACGUUCUACAUCUCACUACCGCAAGCCCUGGAAUCUCGCCUACCAAAGCGCGCAUGAAAGCGUUAGCUGAAGCAUGUAGCGACUUUGGCUGGAGUGAAAAAGAGCUACGGAACAAAAUGGCGAUAUGGCGAGGCUACAAAGAGAUCAAGGAUGUGCUGGGCUGGGUGGCUCUCGUCUUCUCUGGAAUGGGCCUGUAUCGUCUUUGCAAAUACCGCAUCGACUUUGAUAAGGAUAAAUUCGUUCGAGCACGAGCUUUGAGGGGACGAAUGGAAGUCGCGGCGGAUACUUUGCACCGUAACUGGCGUCAACUCCUGGCCAUUGUUGGGGAACCUACGGAGCGACGAUUUACUGGGCAUCCUCACGACUGGGUUGUCUACCAAGAUGGAUCUGAUCCUGUCCCCCUCCGAUCAACUUAUCUGCAGUAUGACCCAAAUUUCAGCUUCGAACAUGUUGACGAAUGUGUUAUUGACAGCACGUGGUGGGGAGCUGACGAUCCUCGCUGGAUGCCACCGACUUCUCGCGCUUCAUCCAUUGCAAAUGGAAAUAACUGCGUAUUAUGCGAUCAAGUCCAAUCGGAUGACGCCGUACUCAACUCAUGCAAAUGCUUCUCAAGCCUAUUCAGCGGACCGAGACUACCACCCGCUGUGCAAAUCUUCAGAACCUCCAACGGUCGCAACAACGGCCUCCAAGCCCUCGUCCCCUUCGAGAGAGGCGUCGCCAUUGGUGAGUUCACAGGGCUCGUAACGAAAGGCAUCAAAGACCAAGACGUGCUGGAUAGCAAGGUCGGUGACAGACGGUACCAGAUAUGGCAGGGGAGGCAAGGCAACUUUACAAGGUUUGUGAACCAUAGCUGCAAGCCGAAUGCGCAGUUCGAGAAGUUUACGUGGCUGGGGACAGAGCAUAUCUUGCUGGUGAGCAACGGCAUCGAGGCUGGCCUGGAGAUUACGGUAGACUACUCUGGAAGCUACUGGAGAGGGCUAGAUAAGAAGUGUCUUUGUGGUGAAGUUUGCUGGCCCCUACAUGGAAUCAUGAGUCUCCAGGGCGAUGAGGUCCGCCUGCUUCGGCUAAACGUUGAUUCAAACUUUUCAUUCAAGCGUGUUCUACUUAGCGAUUCAACCCGACCACCAUUUGUCGCGCUAUCCUAUGUCUGGGCCGACUUGAAUGACACUAUGCAACUCCGUGUGUCGGGUCAGGCUAUCACAGCGACUAGCAACCUUCAUCAUAUCCUUGACAGUCUUUUGGCAUCUCAGGUUGCGAUGGUGGGAGACAUUUACUCAGAUGCAAAAAACGUGCUGGCCUUCCCAUCGCCACAAUCAGAACCCUUCAACUUGGGACUCGACUACAUAGAAGCGACCGCUCGGGACUUAAAACGAUAUUAA